AUGUUCUUUGACAAAGACGGAAUAUUGAUUGCAACCUAUCCAAUCAUAUCAACCAACACAGAGACACUGCUCAACUAUUCAAGGACUGUGAAUGGUGGAUUUCCAAAUGUCUACAUGAUUGAUAUUUAUACCAACAAGACUGUCUCGCCAACUGGAAUACUAGUCAUAGAUGAUCACACAAUCCAGUACAUCUUUGCCCAACUUCCAAUAUCGGACAAGUUGGUCUUUGCAUUCAAAGACGUCUUCCAAUGGGGUGGACACUUUGUUAACCCUCAAUACGCAGCUGUGUACUCUACCACGGCCAACCCUCCGGCGCCCAACACACUACCAUCGAACAAGAUGCUGACCCAGUUGGUUGCCAAGCCAUGCCACUCAUCAAUUCCAAUCUGUAAGGCCGAUGACAUCAUGUACAACGAGUUGCAACUUGAUGUGAGCUUGGCCAAAGGCAACAUAUCAAUCCAAUUCGAUGAGUAUGUCUUUGCUGGCCAGAAGUAUCAUACCUACCUAUCUAUAUUGAUAGAGGCAUUGGGUACAAUAAUAGACUUUCCGUUGACCUUGGGUGACCAGCAGUAUCAGUUCAUUGCAGAGGGCCAGGCUGAUCAGUUCUACAAUAUCUACUCGACUGCUGUCGAUCAGAUGAUCGAAACUGUCAAGACCAGCUCCAUGAACUCAUUUAUCACUCAAUUCCAACAAGGAAAAUUCACCAAUGUCACUGUUGGUAAUGGAACUGCCGUACUUCCAGCUAACUUUGAUUGGACUGGAUACAUGUCUAAUCCAUACGAUGAGAAGUUCAUAUUCUACUCUAAACUUGGAGGAAGUAUCACUAUAUUGUGCACGAAAGGUACUUUCUUUAAUUUGUAUCCAGCAAGGGGAGUUUAUUGUCCAACUGGAUCGACUAGGAACUCUGGUUAUCUAGCCUCAACACACCACACGUUAAGAAAUGGACCUGUUAUGAACAAGUACAACCUAAAUUCAGUUGUGCCAGUUGUCACAAGGUGGUUCAGAAUCACCAUGCUUGGAAAGUCCUACACUUUCUCCACCACUCAGCUUAGCCUCACCGAUGAAAAUCUCAACAUUAACUUCAAGUUCAACAAUGAUGCCUACAACUGGAACUUGCAAGGAUACUCAAUGCUACAUCCAAAGGAUGGAGGACCAGUGACUGGAGCGAUAUUCGUUCCGGACAAUGUGUUUGGUCCCGGAUUGAAUCAACUCGGAAUGACCCAGGACAGCUUCUUUGCCCAACCGAACUUCUGCUCCCAGCUACCUGGGGCGGGAAUGGACCACCAACUCGGCAAGUACGCCAACCAAGGUGAUUCAUUCAUCAACAACUACAUGUCAUCAAUGUGGUCGCAGUGUGAUGGUACCCUGGAUGACGGCACGUACCGCACCAAGGUGAUUCCUGGGGGCAAGCUGUCCUGUGAAGUGAUUCGCGACAUUGGUACUGCUGUGUUCCAAUUCCGACAAGGUGCCAUUCCCAACUUCCAGCCCAGUGUUGGCCAGCCCACCAACAAUCGCACCAGCAGCACCAGCACCACUGAUGGAUGCGACGGAGUGUUCAUUGUGGAUGUCUGCAACAAUGGUAACCUAUCCGGACAGAUCUUCAUGGAUAUAACAUGCAACAGCCAGCCAGAUGAGGUCUACAUCGAUAAUAUCAACAGGUUCCAGAAUGUGAUGCCAGGUCAGUGUCUGCCAUUCACUGCAAGAGUGGUGUACAAGGAGUAUCCCGCCAAGCCCUUGGUGUGUCGAGUCGACCUGUCAAUCAACAAACAACUCCUCUGGACAGACAAGGGCAUGGCAUCGUCAGCCAACUUUAGUAUCCCAAUGUUUCCAACAUGCCACAAAGUCAAUCCUUGUCUGAACGUGGUCGGCCAGCCCAAACUUGACACGGUCCAACCUGUGCCCUCUCAGUUUGUACAGGUUGAUCGCUUCCUCUACACUACCUACCUCGAUGUCGUCAUGAACAACAAUGGCCAGUUGGGAGGUAACUUCUCAGUCAACAUCACAUGCGCGACAGAGGGUUCUUUUGGCAAUGUCAUUAUCGUUGAUGGCCACUUCCAACAGAUCACAUACAUUGACGCAAUGAGCAUGGCUACACAACGAUUCACACUGAUGGUCGAGGCAUCGCCCAACCCCAACACAUACAUGGUGUGCAAGAUGAUCUCAGCCGUGUACAACCCAAGCAAGUGUUGGUCCCUUGUCGACUCGGACACUCGUACAUACAGUAUCCGCAUGGCCAUCCCCUCGGACCCCUGUAUCAAGUACCAGAACCAGCCAACAAUCAUCAAGUCUCUGAAGAUCUGGUGGGAGAGCGUACUUGCCAAUGUCAACUUUUACCUCGGCCUCAUCUCAUCGGGCUGGGAGAAGGUGUCUUCACCACCCGCCACACUUCCCCAGCCUUUUGCUCGUGAGCAGUUUGACCCUUCAAUCAAUGACAAGGCACAUAUUGUUUCGUCUGGCCAGCUCUACAAGACGACAGUAACAACGGACCUACCAUUGAAUGGAGGCACUGAGGUUGGUACAUUCAAAGUCAGAAUCACAUGUGAUACUCAGUACAUCGUUGUCAACGACACACAAGUAGUCGAAGCUAGGCCUGGUUCCGGCUCUGUUCAAACAGAUGUGUACUCCUACGCUACCAAUUUAAAACAUCCUAAUGCGGUGUGCCGUGUCGAUAUCCAAGUGCUUAAUCCCAACACUUGUUGGUUAAGCGUUGGACUUUCCUACAACCAGUCAGUCCAGGUCUAUCCUCCGUACGACUCAUGUGAGGGCGCAUCAUUCUCGCCCAGCUUCCCACUCGCCCCACCCACGACCUUAGUUGAACAAACAAAGAACAGCGUAGACAUUGAUGGCACGGUUAGGUUUGCAGUCUCAUCUGUGCCAGCGAAUGUUGGAUACAACAAUGGUCACCUGGAGUCUACACUCACAUGUAGUAGCAACCUGACUGUUGUGAGCAACAUCUUCACAUCAUCUUGCAACAUUGCACCCAACUCAACAUGUCUGGUACAGUUUGAAGUUGUCGUCAAUGCAUCAUAUGCAGCAGCGCUAUCAUUGGUCCAGCCCAUUACAUGUACAUUGAUGGUACACUACCUCAACCCUUUUGGGGACCAAUGCCUGUACACCACCUCGCCCUUGGGUCUCGCUCAGACCAUCGCAAUCCUGCUACCUAUGCUCACACUUUGUCCAGCGCCAAACAACAUCAAGGUCACCUCAGCCAGCUCGAUCACAGUGGACCAAUGGAUGACGUCCAGUUCAUUCCAGAAUGUGACCGUCUCGCAUUCACUUAAAGUCGUCAAUAGCGAGGCAAAGUCCGGUAAUGCCCGAGUGGUAUCAGCCAUCAUUCCUGAGGGUGUGGCACUCGUGGUUGACUGGGCCGCCUCAAUUACCCAGUGUUACAUCCACUCGUAUUCAUCAUGCCAGAUGUCGAUUGUGUUCUCUUCCAACACGAGUGGACAUCUGGCCGCACAAACCAACGUAACGUUCAAUGUGGAGGUGGACUUUGAUGGCGAGACAUGUAUCUCGACCAACACUGGCCAGCCCUUGCCCACGACCAUCACCGUCAGUUUACCAGCCGAUCAGUGCAAGCUCGUCAAUCAACCAUCCAUGUUCGUCACCACCGAGACAAUAGAGUCCAACCCAAACUACUACUUUGUGAACGAUAAAUUGUUCCAACUGGACGAAACAAAGUGGACCAUCGCAUCGAAUCAAACUGGCAACGCGAAGUAUAAGUACUCCAAGCUCGUUUCAGGAAGCGUUUGGAAUCGUGGUAAAGUUGGAGGAUACCUCACAUUGUCCACUCGAUCAGAGGACAACCCUUCAGGUGGCACGUUCUACAUUGAUGGCAACGGCCACACCAAUGGCACCAUCUGGUUGAAGGAGGACCAACCCUACUACUUCACGUUCAUCCUCUACACUGACGACCCAUACCAAGCUGUGAAGUUUAGUUUCUACAUUGUAGCCAGGUUCAACAUGGAGCCUUGCUUCUCUCCGUUUGGCACAGUGUACCAACAGAAGGUCCCAGUGAACUUUGAUUACCUUCUUCGAGUGGACAACACCGCGGCGAUGAACAAACGCGGCAAUGACAUCCUCCUCCCACUUAUUAUCGCGCUUGCCAUUGUAUUGGCAACAUCAUUGUUGUUGCUGGCAUACCGCCUACGACAGAUUGGUGCCAAGCGUAUCAAGAAGAUGAUUAAGAACCCUGGAGCGGCAGUGGAGAGCAUGUUGGCAGAGGUCAUUGGCGUGGCGGCGGUACCGCCACCGGUGGAGGCAGCUGCACUGGAAGGUGGUAGUGGUCUUGGAGAAUUCAAAUGUCAUUGCUCCGCCGUACUACAAAAGACAUGUCCCACCAUGCCAUCCAGCCAACCUCUACCGCGAUACCUACCACCUUCGUGA
Molecule: messenger RNA, 4386 nt
Organism: Acytostelium subglobosum LB1
Lineage: Eukaryota; Evosea; Eumycetozoa; Acytosteliales; Acytosteliaceae
Exons: 10
Coding region: 1-4386 (1461 amino acids)
Source: RefSeq, a predicted model, not a curated record